GUAGAGACUGCCUACCAGAGGGCCCAGACGCUGCCCUGCCAAGUGAACAAAAGGAAAGCAGAUGGGGCAUAGGACAUUUUAGGUGGCAAGCUUCCACGUGCAGCAGCGCUGGAGCGGUACAUGUAUGCAAGCCAGCACCUAUCAGGAGGCAGCACAGUCGUAGCUGCACAUGUGCUCGGCAUAGCUGGAAGGCAGCUUUCAGCACUGCAAAGGUUGGCAAGGGAAGAAGGAAGAUCUUGGGAGAGGAAGAGGCUGUGGGGACAGCGGAUACUUGGGGUUGGAGACUAUGGGAAGGCAGAAGAGUGCUUUCGUGAAGCAAUUCAGCUCGACAAUGACCAUGUUCAGAGCCUUGUUGCAUACGCUUGCCUUCUUUGGCACAGGGAUUUUCCUGCUCAUGCAGAGGUGGCACUUCACGCUGCCAUUGAAUCAUGGCAGCUGAAGAACAGUGCCCCGCAGGAUGAACUGACUGUAUUGAUGUGGAUUCUCCUUGCGCAGGUAGCCCCGGCUGCAGCGUUGGUAAGUCCGCACAUUCCGCGACGCAUGCUCACUCGCUCACAGACAGCAGGGAUGGAUCAGAAGCAAGGCGAAUCUGAUGCGGACUAUGAGACACGGAUGAUGGCUAUGAUGGCCGAAAGCAAGCAGCGGGCAGAGGCAGCAGCAGCUGCACGCAAGAAGGAGGCAGAGGCUGAGAGGCUGCGUCUUCUGGCAGAAGAACAACGGCAGAAGCACGCAGCAGCAGCAGUGAAGGCCGCAGAUGAAGAGCGCAUACGGCGGCGGGAGAUUCUAUUUAACGAGGAAAAUGCGGACAUUCACUCUCUCGACCACGCCAACCACGCGCUACAGCAGUCGGUGGAUCAGCUGACCAAGCGCGUAUAUCAGUCGGAGAAGCGACCAGUCGCCCCCUCCAGCGUCGGCCCCUCCGACCUUGCCGAUCGUGUAAACGUCUUGGAGAUAGACGCGGGAACGCUCAAGACUGGGGCACAACGGCUGGAGCAGCAGGUUUGCGCAGCGACAGCCGGCCCUAGCACGUCCUCCCGCGAGACCAUUCCCAAAUUUGACGGGGUCCCGAUCUUCUGCGACACAUCGAAGACAGACCCUAUACAGUGGUGGCGCCAGUUCGAACUCAAGCUGGACAUCCACAAGGUCGUCGACAACAAUCGACAUGCAUACUUGUACUCUCGGUCAGGAGGUGCGUGUCAAGCAUGGUUGGACAACAUGUUGUCCGCACACGCGUGCACAGUCUCCGAGCUGCAUAACUUCAUCACAUGGACUAAUCUCACGGCAGCAUGGCAGAAACAUUUCCAAGUGGAACCGCCCGAGCAUCAGACGAUGGACAAGCUGUUGACAUUUUCUCAGAACAACAUGCCAAGCGGAGACUGGAUAUCCGAGUUCCAACGCCUGGCGAGCAUGCCGAAACUGCCAAUGACCUUCGACAACAUUAAGCUCUACUUCAUCAAGAGGUCGUGCCCCGUGUUGCAAAAUGCGUUGACUCAAGUCGCCGAGAACCUCAACACAAGUGAAGAACUCUUCAACAAGCCCGCGCAGAUCAUUGUGAUGAACAUGGAAGCCAAGAAUAUUGGUCGCUCGUCGACUGCCGGCCAGGGCGCGUAUCAACAUCGGCCGAAAGUGGCCGUAGUCGCGGCGGCAACGCCGAGUGACCCUUCGAUUUCAAACGAGGCUGCCUCGUCUGACGAGGGAGACAGAUUAGCAGCUGCCCGGAACGGUGGCCGCCCCGCCGAAGGACGAGCCCAAGGACAGGAUGUAUGUGCGGUUUCUUCUCUGUUCGAAAGCAGCGACAUUGAGUCGUCUUCAAGUGGACCUUCACGGGAUUCGGCGCACGCGUUCAACAUAGAGGACUUGGACUCGUUGACGCCCGAGGAUUUUGCAUGGCUUCCUCUCCCUUCCACCGGCUGCUUACCGGAACCGCAAUGCGCAGCACCUAGCGCUCAUCUAAAUACAUACUUGGCCUUCUAUGCACCACCAACUUCGCCGACGGAUGACGAAGUCGCGGUGGGGGACAUCCUUGCGUGUGUUACGAAGGUGGCCCGCGAGUUUUGCACGCAGCGGUACGAUGAUAACAACGCACUGCUCCUUUAUGUCUGCAUCCAAGUUGGGCAAGCGUCCUACAACGCUUUGCUGGAUAGCGACGGGACUCACAAUUUCAUCAGCCAGUCCUUUAUCCAACGGGCCGGCCUUGGCCCACAAGUUCGAAGGAAGGCAAACCCUACGGCGAUCAAGUUGGCGGACGGAAGGACGCAACAACUCCUGGACCGCUACAUCGAGGCCGUACCGGUCUAUUUCGCACCUCAUGCAUGUGAACUGGUGACGUUUGACGUCUUGAACACGGACUUCGACAUCAUUUUGGGCAUGCCUUGGCUUGCAAGUGCGGAUCACACGGUCAACUUCCAUCGGCGGACACUUACGGUCCGCGAUGCCUUUGGCACCGAAGUGUCGUGUACCAUCCCUCCUCCACACCCUUCGAUCCAAUGCCAAGUUGUGACGGCCAAGUCUUUCCGGGCUACUUGCGCUUACAAGCGGCCCGACGAGAUAGGCCUAUGUUUCCUUCGAAUCGUCACGGUAGCCUACUCUCCACCCACGGACUUGUCUUCGGACCCCCGUGUGGUACGGUUGCUUGACAAAUUCACCGACAUCUUCGAGUCACCUACCAGCGUGGUGCCGGAUUGGCCAAUCUCUCACGAGAUCAUUCUCGAGGUCGGUGUCGUGCCGCCGAAAGGUUGCAUCUACCGCAUGAGUGAGGAGGAACUUACAGUACUCCGCGCACAGCUCGAUGACUUGUUGGACAAAGGCUGGAUCCGGCCUAGUAGCUCACCCUAUGGUGCACCAGUUCUCUUCGUGCGGAAGAAGAACAAGGACCUUCGCCUAUGCAUCGAUUGCCGCAAGCUCAAUGCACAAACCGUCAAGAACGUGUAUAACAGCAGGCAAAAGGAAAGAGAGGUGAUCAGCUGUUUGGCUGAGGCAAGGCGGAUGAACAAAGUGGUCAUGGAGAAGGAGACCACUGUCCGAAUGAGCAAAGAAAGAGAGGAGGCAAUGGCUUCUCCACCUCCCCCAAAACAGUCAAUCUAUCUCCCGGCUGGUCUCUAUCUGCUUGACCUGCACCUUGGAGUGGAAGCAGAGACCACUCUCUGCGGAAAUGUUGCCUCUUCCCUUGAUGACAGGGCCUUUGAAGACAAGCUGUCAGAUGUGGAUAAGCUGGUUUUCGUUGGACGUGCUUGCAACCUCUGCAAUGAUCUUGAGCGUGCUGAAUCAACUCUGCUGGAGGCAAUCAAUAUAGAUAAGAGAGAUCACAGGGCCUACAUCUGCCUUGGCCAUGUGUACCACCAGCACAAGCAGUUUGAGAAGGCCGUCAAAACCUAUGAAACGGUCCUGAACUUGAUGCAGAAGGAGUCACCCUGCGAGCUAGCAUUGUACUUGCGCCUUGGUGAGUCGCUCAUGACCCUGAAAAGGUUUGAUGAUGCCCGACAGUGUUUUCUUCAGGCGUGCAGGGCGGAUCCUGGUGUUUCCACCUGGCUGGGGGCUGGAGUUGCCUUCUACAACCUAGGGGAUCUCAAACAUGCUGAGCAGGCUCUGUCAGAGGCAAAUAUAUAUGACCAUGAGAAUCCUCUGGUAUGGGGUUAUCUAGCACUCGUUUGUCUGGCAGCAGACAGAAAAGACGAGGCUCAAAGUGCGUUGAAGGAGGCACUGAAGAGGGGGCUUGAUGAUGGACAACUGUUGGGAGAUAUUGGGCAAGCCUACAAGAAGCUUGGACUUUUCAAGUAAGUACGCUUGUCAAUCUGGCGCCCAUUGCUGUU
Molecule: messenger RNA, 3809 nt
Organism: Chara braunii
Lineage: Eukaryota; Viridiplantae; Streptophyta; Charophyceae; Charales; Characeae
Source: the annotation of a GenBank genome assembly